Microtus ochrogaster (prairie vole) is the source of this 2067-nucleotide messenger RNA. It is a transcript of the gene Slc28a3, whose product is annotated as solute carrier family 28 member 3. Gene Ontology annotation, biological process: purine nucleoside transmembrane transport; pyrimidine nucleoside transport. The record is from RefSeq and is a predicted model, not a curated record. The transcript is spliced from 18 exons. Gene Ontology annotation, molecular function: pyrimidine- and adenosine-specific:sodium symporter activity; purine-specific nucleoside:sodium symporter activity. NCBI's taxonomy places the organism in Eukaryota, Metazoa, Chordata, Mammalia, Rodentia, Cricetidae. Gene Ontology annotation, cellular component: plasma membrane. Bases 1 to 2055 code for a protein of 684 amino acids.
AUGUCCAGGUCAGAACAGGGAAAGAAUGCUGAGCCCAGUGGCCCCGAAGUGAGCUUGGAGCUGAGGCCAACAGCCCCGGGCAACCAAGGACGCAGCAAUGCAGCCUUCCAGGAUGAAGACUUUGAAGAGCAGAACACACCAGGAAACAGCGCAGUCAGGAGCAGAUCCGUACAGAGCAGGGAACAAGGAGAUGCCAAGCAGGGUGACAGGCAGAUCACGAUUGAGCAGGAGUCUCUAGGAAACAAAGAAGACAUGGAGGAUGAUGACCAAGAUGAACGUCAAAAAGGACCCAGGCUGGAAGCCCAGUACCCCUGGUGUGUUUUCCUGGCUCUGGUGAUUGCAGCCUGUGUACUAAACUUCCACAGAGCCCUGCCUCUUUUUGUUAUCACCGUGGUUACCAUCUUCUUUGUUAUCUGGGAUCACUUGAUAGCCAAAUAUGAGCAGCAAAUUGAUGAGUUCCUGUCUCCAGGCAGAAGGCUUCUCGACAGGCAUUGGUUCUGGCUGAAAUGGGUGAUGUGGAGCUCAUUAAUCCUGGCCGUCAUUUUCUGGUUGAUCCUUGACACUGCCAAAUUGGGCAAUCAGCAGCUGGUGUCCUUUGGCGGUCUCGUGAUGUACAUUAUCCUGUUAUUUCUCUUUUCCAAACAUCCAACCAGAGUUUACUGGAGGCCUGUCUUUUGGGGAAUCGGAUUACAGUUUCUUCUUGGGCUCUUAAUUCUUAGAACUAAGCCUGGAUUUAUUGCUUUUGAUUGGCUGGGGAAACAAGUUCAGACUUUUCUGGGGUACACUGAUGCCGGAGCUAUGUUUGUCUUCGGGGAGAAGUAUACAGAUCACUUCUUCGCAUUUAAGGUCCUGCCCAUCGUGGUCUUCUUCAGCACUGUGAUGUCCGUGCUCUACUACGUGGGAUUAAUGCAGUGGGUCGUCAGAAAGGUUGGGUGGUUGAUGCUUGUCACUAUGGGGUCAUCCCCCAUUGAGUCUGUCGUUGCUGCCGGCAACAUAUUUGUUGGGCAAACAGAGUCUCCACUGCUGGUCCAACCGUAUUUACCACAUGUCACCAGGUCAGAACUCCACGCCAUUAUGACAGCUGGCUUCGCUACGAUCGCUGGAAGCGUAUUGGGUGCCUACAUCUCUUUCGGGGUGUCCUCCACACACCUGCUAACCGCCUCAGUCAUGUCUGCACCUGCGUCCCUGGCUGUAGCCAAACUCUUCUGGCCAGAAACAGAGAAACCCAAAGUGACCCUCAAGAAUGCCAUGAAAAUUGAAAAUGGCGAUUCAAGAAAUUUCCUGGAGGCGGCAACACAGGGUGCAUCCUCGUCCAUCCCCCUGGUGGCAAACAUCGCAGUGAAUCUGAUUGCCUUCCUGGCCUUGCUGUCUUUUGUGAACUCAGCCCUAUCCUGGUUUGGAAACAUGUUCGACUACCCACAGUUGAGUUUUGAGCUCCUCUGUUCCUACAUCUUCAUGCCCUUUUCCUUCAUGAUGGGAGUCGACUGGCAAGACAGCUUUAUGGUUGCCAAGCUCAUAGGUUACAAGACAUUCUUCAAUGAAUUUGUGGCUUAUGACCACCUCUCAAAGUUGAUCAGUUUGAGAAAAGCAGCCGGACCCAAAUUUGUGAAUGGCGUACAGCAAUAUAUGUCGAUUCGUUCUGAGACCAUUGCGACUUACGCCCUCUGUGGUUUUGCCAAUUUUGGUUCUCUGGGAAUAGUGAUCGGCGGACUUACAUCCAUAGCUCCGAGCAGAAAGCGUGACAUUGCCUCUGGAGCAGUGAGAGCCCUGAUCGCAGGGACCGCUGCCUGCUUUAUGACAGCCUGCAUCGCAGGCAUACUCUCUAGCACCCCCUCAGAUAUCGACUGCCAUCACAUUCUGGGGAACACCAACUUACUCAGCAACACAACCCAAGUGCUGUCUUGUUGCCAAAGUCUGUUGAGCAGCACCGUCAUCAAGGGACCAGAUGAAGUCAUUCCAGGAGGAAACUUCAGCCUCUACGCUGUGAAGAGCUGCUGCGAGCUGCUGAAGCCAUCGACUCUGAACUGCAGCUGGGUCCCUCCUGCUACCCCAUGAGCUCAGCCCUGC